Gordionus sp. m RMFG-2023 is the source of this 2579-nucleotide messenger RNA. RefSeq lists its product as uncharacterized. Bases 474 to 2174 code for a protein of 566 amino acids. The transcript is spliced from 8 exons. Lineage: Eukaryota; Metazoa; Nematomorpha; Gordioida; Chordodea; Parachordodidae. The record is from RefSeq and is a predicted model, not a curated record.
UCGAUUUUUCUAAAAAAAAAGAAAUAUGUUAAAUCAUGUGAAUCUGACCAUCCACUAGUUUAUCAGAGUUAAAUUGAUAGAUCCUUUAUUAUCAGAAAAACUAUUUUAAACACAAUAAUGAUGAUAAUUAGAAAUCGUAACUAAACACUUCAAAAAUCCAAAGGUUCAACAAGAUUCCUCUAAUCUCACUCGCGAUUUUCCUUAUUGAUAAAAUCAUUUAUACAAAGUUUUAUAUCUCCAAAUUUUGUAACCCAUCUAAACAAGCUUAUAGACUUUAGAUUAAAAAAAAUUAGGUUGCAACAGAACAAAAUCUAAAAGGCACCUUUAUUUGGAAAAAGUUAGUAGACGAGCCGAAAAAAUUUAGUAUUUUAUUCUACUUGGUGUAUGAAAUUUUUUAUUUAAUAAAGGAUAAUAAUACAUUCAGUCGAUGCUUCUUCCUAGAGGUCAAAUUAUAGAAAAAAAGGUAGUCUGAAAUGGACGAUGUCCAAAAGUUUGUCAUGAAUACUUACCAAAGAUAUCUUAUCCCUUCUCGACAAGAUCAUAGCUUGAUACCCAAGCCUCUUGAUAAUUUUAAAUCGUUCCAUUCCAAUUGCAACAACUUUAGUGACAACAUGAGCAUUAACAGUUAUAAUAAUAGUAACAGUAAUUGCAAUAACAAUCCAGUAACCCCUCAUCCUAUUCGUCAAAAUAAUGAAAGUAUGGGAGGGAGGCCAUCGGGUGUGGGUCUUGAUGUCUUGCCUCCUCACCCCUACUUCUACUACCAUCAUUAUAUAUACAACCUCUUGCAAAGACGAUAUCCUUCUGUAGGCUUGACCAUUAACGAUAACCAUACUAUGUCCAUAACUCCCACACCUAAGACAUCCUCUCCAUCCCCAUUUUUAUUCAUCCAAUCACAACAACAAAUGCAUAAUUAUUCACAAAUGAUACCCAUGUCAUCUUCUGACAUAACUAACUUUGAUGAAGAGCACAAUGAGGAUGAUGUAGGAGUUGGGGGUCAUUCUUUUUACUCUCUGCCACUCAUUCGUUCUCGCCCUUGUAUAAAUUCCUAUACGAUUGGUACUGACCAAAAACUUAACUAUCGUAAUAAUAACGCAAAAAAUAAACACGAAAGUAACGAAGAUUUCAACGAUACUGAAAAGGGAAAUACUUCUGGAACAGUAAUAGGUAUAGGGCGGAAAAGUAACAUCCAAAGGAGUAAAAAAAGAGAAAGAAGUCGAACGCCUACUAUCAGUCCCGCGGAUAAUGUUUACGCUUUUGAGGAGCCUCCUGAUAAACGAGGCAAUAACUAUUUUUACGAUCAUCAAUCUCCGCUGAAACUCUCAUUUAAAACCGAUCAAUCUGAUCUAAAACUCAAAAGUCCAGCCAAAUGUCCCGUAUGCCAUGGUCUUUGCAGCGAAGAUAUCCACAAACAUUUUAUAACCGAGAUGGAAUUGUUCCUCAGUUUUUUUUUCUACGAUAAAGAAAACGAUUCGAGCAAUCUAGCAUCAAAUUACGGAGCAAACAAUCAUCUCAGAGUUAAAUUCAAACAAGAAUCCGACUCAUUAUCGGAGAGUGUUGAAACAUCCUCAAACCCUCAAGACCCCCAACUAGACACAUUUGAAUCCAUGACCAACCAAGUUAAUUAUACCUUCAAAAAAAUCAAAAACAACCGCGUGGCAAGAAUGAAAAGAAACUACAUGCUAUCCAAGAGUUAUGAAAACACAAUUUUUUUCGAUAAGACAGACCACACCAUCUCCUCCAUUCUAAAGAGCCCUCAGCCUAGAUCUGUUAGAAGCGGUUCCAACAACAAAUUAUCAAGUUUUGAUGAAGGGCCGCUCAAAACAGAAAAUGUUUGUCCGAUUUCUGCAAAUAAUAUAAAUAUUUAUACUAAUGAUGAACAAUCGAAGACUAGCAAAAAUAAUCAAAAAUCACCUUUAAAAAACGAAAAUUUUUCUGAAAGCUUUUCGAUGAUCAAGACUUGCUCUGAUAAUUACAGAAAUGGUGACAAAGAUGGAUCCUAUGAAAGGGAAAGUCUAUCAUUAGAGCGACCCGAAUCUGGAGGUAUAAACCAUAACAAUGAUAUAUUGUCAGCAUCAAUAUCUAACCAACACGAUAAAUCACCUAAAAUAUUGCCGAAAAUUAUCAUUGAUCAAGAUGGAAAGACUUAUAUAGAUCAAAAUAAAAUAAACAAAUAGUUAAAUGUCAUAACUACCGAGCCAACGAGCAAGAUGAACCUCUAGCAUGGCUGAAGCAAGUGAAAAGAUUCUACAACCACUUAGACCUAAAUAUAUGAUUGCAACAGAGUUAAAAUUGAUCAAGGCAAAUUAUAUUUACUUGUUAUAAAUAUAUAUAUAUAAAUGUCCUCAGGGGGUGAAUCGUGAAAGAAUUAAAUUGAUUAUUGUUAAUUUUUUUUUAAAUAUUAGAUAUCAUCAAAAAAAAUUCCUUAUAACUUUAUGAGAAAUCCAAAAAUUAACAUUGUUUAUAAAACUGUUUGUAAUAUUAUUUUAUUUGAAAAGGGUAAUUUACUUGAAAAAUAAAAUUUUGUAACAUUUUACCUAGAUAGUGUCUUUCUCGCACUUUUGCUAUAUUAUAUUGUUUUU